CCCCGCCGCUUCCCCUGCAGCAUCUCCUGGACAGCUUCCAGUGCGGCCGAGAAGAUGACCACCUCUCUUACGGGGAAACGGGAAUGCCGGUCCCUCCUUUCGGCUGCACCUUUUCUGGAGCCCCGAAUUUGGAGCAUGUACUGGCAGUUGCAAAUGAAGAGGGAUUUGUUAGACUGUAUGAUACUGAAGCUCAAACUACCAGCAAACUCAUCUUUAAGGAAUGGCAGGCUCACUCAAACGCUGUAUUUGACCUUGCCUGGGUACCAGGGGAACACAGGAUUGUCACUGCUUCAGGAGAUCAGACAGCCAAGGUGUGGGACGUGAGAGCCGGCGAGCUUCUUGGCAUAUGCAAAGGUCACCAGUGUAGCCUCAAGUCAGUUGCUUUUUCUAGAUUUGAGAAAGCUGUCUUCUGUACUGGAGGCAGAGAUGGAAACAUCAUGGUUUGGGAUACCAGAUGCAACAAGAAAGAUGGAUUUUAUAGGCAGGUGAAUCAAAUCAGUGGAGCACACAAUGUGGUUGACAAGCAGACUCCUUCCAAACUGAAGAAGAAGAGGCAGAACCUAAGAGGGCUUGCUCCCUUGGUGGAUUUCCAGCAGAGUGUAACUGUGGUGCUGCUUCAGGAUGAGCAUACUCUUAUCUCUGCAGGAGCUGUUGAUGGCGUGAUCAAAGUAUGGGACUUGCGCAAGAACUAUGCUGCUUAUCGUCAGGACCCAGUGCCUUUCAAGUCUUUUUGCUACCCUGGGACCAGUACCCGCAAACUUGGAUAUUCUAGCCUGGUUUUGGAUUCCACCGGUGCUAAUCUGUUUGCUAACUGCACUGAUGACAGUAUCUACAUGUUCAAUAUGACAAAUUUAAGGACCACUCCAGUGGCUGUUUUCAGUGGGCACCAGAAUUCAACCUUUUACAUCAAAUCCAGCACCAGCCCAGAUGACCAGUUCCUGGUCAGUGGCUCGAGUGACUGCAACGCAUACAUCUGGAAG
Messenger RNA from Leptosomus discolor (cuckoo roller), 980 nucleotides. The record is from RefSeq and is a predicted model, not a curated record. NCBI's taxonomy places the organism in Eukaryota, Metazoa, Chordata, Aves, Leptosomiformes, Leptosomidae.